This is a messenger RNA of Thermochaetoides thermophila DSM 1495, 2052 nucleotides long. RefSeq lists its product as uncharacterized. The record is from RefSeq and is a predicted model, not a curated record. Gene Ontology annotation, molecular function: FAD binding. The coding region runs from base 1 to 2052 and encodes 683 amino acids. The transcript has 6 exons. NCBI's taxonomy places the organism in Eukaryota, Fungi, Ascomycota, Sordariomycetes, Sordariales, Chaetomiaceae.
AUGGAAGCCCACGAGACAAAGACCCCCAGGGCCAAGGGCCGAGAGCUCGGCGACGACAAGGCGCCGACGCUGGUGUUGGCACAGCCGGACACUCUCAAAAACGAGGUCAACAAUCAGCUUUCGUCUACUGCCGCGGCUGCUGCUCCUUGCUCGCUCGCGCCGCAGCCUCAGGCCGAAAGGACCGCGGCACCAACCAUGUCUCCUGCUGCCGUGGUCGAAAAGCCCGGGGAGGACCAACCGAACAACGAAGACAGAAUGGAUACCACCGAGUCCAUCGACCGACUCACGCUCCUCCGGAGCAUGCCCGAGCCCCCCCUGGAAUGCCAGGUGGCCGACGGUCUGCAACCAAAAACGAUUGAGACCUUCAGGCAGAUGCGUCUGGCAGAUCCCUUGCUACAGCGAGGUGUGCGGGUCUAUGACAUCUGCUUCUGGCGCAGCACGCCAGACGAGCCGCUCCAUCGCCUGGGCCGUGAGGUCCACUACCCGCCAGUUAUCGAUGUGUUGGAUCCCUACAUCCUGCUCGUCCACCAGGGCAUGGUGGAGAGCCUUUUCAUCGAAGAUUUGAGGAAACGCGGCUACGAAGUGCGCAGAAAUACCGCCUUCGAGUCCUACAGCGUCUGCGAUAGCAAGGGGGGCCCUCUCCAGGUCAACUGCCGCACAAACGUCACUCAGGACCGCAAGACCAUCCUUACCCAGUACCUUGUUGGUUGUGAUGGCGCCCACUCCAAGGUUAGGAGGAGCAUCCCAGAUGCAAAGCCCGUCGGCCUAUCGCAACCCUCUGUGUGGGGUGUGCUGGACGGCGAGCUCAUUACUGAUUUCCCGGAUAUUUGGUCCAAAACUCUGGUGUAUUCUCAAGAGCAUGGUUCCAUCUUGAUCAUUCCGCGUGAGCGAAACAUGACGCGCUUCUACAUCGAGCUGAAAAGCGGCCCCAAGGGGGACCGCAGCCAGCUUGGUCAAGAGUUCGUCAUGCAACGCGCCAAGGAGAUUAUGGCGCCCUUCCGGGUUGACUGGAAGUAUGUUGAGUGGUUUGGUCGCUACCAGAUCGGCCAGCGCGUGGCGAGCCGCUUCUGCGACAACCAUCUUCGCGCCUUUUUGGCCGGCGAUGCCAGUCACACACACUCGCCCAAGGCCGCCCAGGGUAUGAACACGUCGAUGCAUGACGCGUGGAAUCUGGGCUGGAAACUGAACCUGGCCGUUCGCGGCCUUGCCAAGCCAGAUCUGUUGAAAAGCUAUGAGGAGGAGCGUAGGAAGAUCGCCCUGGAUCUGGUCAACUUUGACUAUGAGCACGCCAAUCAGAUCGCCGGUGGCGAUGCUGUUGCUCUUGCUGAAAAUUUCAAAACAAAUGUGCGCUUCAUCUCGGGUAUCGGCGCUGAUUACCCCGAAAAUUGCCUGAAUAUGAUGGAAUCGCAAUCGUGGGUGAUGGGCGAGGCGAAGCCGGGUUGCCUGCUUCCCCCGGCGAAGGUGACUCGCUACAUUGACUCGAACCCAGUGGACAUCCAGCUCGAUAUUCCGAUGCUGGGCCAGUUCCGCAUCUAUUUGCUCAUGUGGGAUGUGCACCAGUCGCGCAUCUGGCUCGAGACUUUCUGCCAGGCUAUCGCAUCUAAGGAGUCCUACAUCAGCAAGCUCUCGGCUGCUGCAAAUCUCUCAUACGCCCAGCAGCCGCGUUCACCGGCUCCCGAAGACAUUUACCUCCGUCCGGAGCGCUACACGGCUGUUAGCCAUCUGUUUACUUUUGCCCUUAUUACCACUAUGCCCAAGUCAGAAAUCGAAAUCGCCGACCUGCCGCCGCUCUUCCAGGACAGCCGCUGGACCUUCUACCUGGACGACAUCCCCGAGCAGGACACGCGCGGCUCUCUCUGCACCAAUAAGUGGCUCGGCAGCCUCGGUCCCGGCGAGGUCGCCAUCGUCAACGUCCGUCCGGAUGGCUACGUCGGGUCUAUCGGCCGCUGGGACUCGAGUGUCGACGAGUCGGGUGAGGAUGCCGCUCGCUGGCUGGAUCGUUACUACGAGCGCUUCUUGCAGCUGCCGCCUAUUGUGGCUGCGCUGGUUUAA